AUGGUCUGGUCUUUUACGAAUUUUCUUGAGAUUAAAGCGAAAAAUAACUUUGAAGGCUUAAAGAUUGCUUCAUCAUUUACUAAGAAGGCCAAAGAUGUCAUUGAUCCUCGCACAAACAAAACCAUGGUGAAUGUCAUGUGGCCACCCACAAAGCAAGCCAAAAGGAUUCCACUUCCUAAACGCUUACCUGAAGGCACUUUGGAUAAAAUACAAUUCUGGGUUUAUGAUGAGGCUACUACAACUGUGGUGAUCAAGCUGAAGAAAAACCAAUUUCGUAUUGUUGAUCCCAAAGAUUUAUUGAAGUUUGGAGAACGUGAUAUCCGCCCUUUGUUAAACUUUCAAAUAAUUGCUGAGAAUGAACUAUUUGAAGCUGCCACAAAAGCCUUCACUAGAAUGGUAGCUACAAUAAUUGACAAGAAGCUGUGGGAAGCGCUUUUGACUAAGCAGAUGUGCAUCUCGUAG
Lactuca virosa is the source of this 462-nucleotide messenger RNA. The record is from the annotation of a GenBank genome assembly. NCBI's taxonomy places the organism in Eukaryota, Viridiplantae, Streptophyta, Magnoliopsida, Asterales, Asteraceae.